AACAAAAGAAACAUUUGCUCGCGAAGGGCUCGUUUGGCGCGCGGUAUUAACAGGCAGAAGAAAGCCCCAACAGUUUUAGGCGCGACUUGCUCUGUCUGUCAGCCCUGCUGGUUAUCUUCGUCUUUUAACAAAAAAAAAUGCGAAGCAACAAGAACGAAUCUGGCUCCUCCAAGCGACGUAAACAAUCAUCAUCCUCAGGCGACAAAAACAAUACAAUUGAAACUCCAUAUGAUUCAGAAAACAGAAACUCUAUGCACUCACUUGAUGGAAGUCUUACAGAUUUAUCACGGCAAUCCGUUGGCAGAAUACUGAGACGUUCAAAGAGAAAUAAUAGCUCAGUUGGGUUGAAGAAACAUGACAAUAAUCUGCAACAAUGUAGUUCAAGUGACAUGCCACGACAUGAGUCAAAAGAUAAUGACAAAAAAGAUGUGGAUUCAAGGGUCAGAUUGGUUAUUUCUGAGGCUGAAGGUUGUAGUGGAGAUGCAACAGGAAACACCUUCAGGGACGAUAAUAUUGUGGGGAGUUCAGUGAACAAUCUUUCAGAUGGUAUGGAAGAAAUUGAGGAUGCAGAUUGGGAAGAUGGUUUGAUUCCUAGUCUAGAUUUCGCAGAUAACAAUGAAAUGACAAUUGAAUUUGACGAGCCGUCGGAUUCUGUGACACGCAAACCUAUUCGUCGUGCUACUGCUGAAGAGAAGGAAUUGGCUGAGCUUGUUCAUAAGGUUCAUUUGCUUUGUUUACUUGCCCGGGGAAGAUUAAUUGAUAGAGCUUGUGAUAAUCCUCUCAUACAGGCUGCACUACUCUCUCUUAUUCCAACGCACUUGGAGUAUAUAACAAAGGUUGAAAAGCUUACUGCUAAGGCUUUGCAUCCUCUAGUGUUUUGGUUUCAAAAUAACUUUCGCAUUAGAAGUUCAACUGAUGAGAAGAGACCAUUUGAUCUGGCUUUGGCCUCUGCCCUGGAAACUCAGGAAGGGACUUCCGAAGAGAUUGCUGCCUUGUCUGUGGCACUAUUCAGAGCUUUGAACCUUACAGCUAGGUUUGUGUCCAUUCUGGAUGUUGCCUCCUUAAAGGCAGAUGUGGGUAAAUCUGAACAUUUUAGCCAAGAUGCCGGAAGACUAAGGAAGGGUAUCUUCAGUACAUCAACACCGAUGGUUUAUAGACAGAAGGAGGUUUUUGUGUCUCCCGUAAAAUCAUUUUCAUCCAAUGAAAAGGACAAUUUCUGUGAAACUUCUUCAAGAGGUUCAUCCAGAAGUAAGGAUUGCUACUCAACAUGCAACGAGACUCAACUCAAAGAUUCUUGUGUUACUGAAUUAAAUGAUAUCGGAUCAUGUGAGCCACAAAAUUCUCAGGCCUGCCUUGCUGAGAAAUCUCAGGUACCAAAGAGAAAAGGGGAUCUUGAGUUCGAGAUGCAGUUGCAGAUGGCUAUGUCCGCAACAGCAAUAGGGGCUCCAGAUGGUAAAGUGGGGUUAGAAGUGAAUGGUUCUGAUAGUAAUUCGUCAGACUUCUAUUCUCCGGCAAAGAGAAUGAAAAAAAUUGUAAAUGAAGGAUCUCCAUCCUCUCAGGCAAUCUCUACUGCAGUUGGUUCAGGGAGAGUUGCAUCUCCUCUGUAUUGGGCAGAAGUAUUCUGCAGCGGGGAGAAUUUGACAGGAAGGUGGGUGCAUGUUGAUGCUAUCAAUGCUAUUGUUGAUGGAGAGCUGAAGGUUGAAGCUGUAGCUGCUGCAUGCAAAGUGACUUUGAGAUACGUAGUUGCUUUUGCGGGAAAUGGGGCUAAAGAUGUGACCCGCAGGUAUUAUACAAAGUGGUACAAGAUAGCCUCACAGAGGGUAAACUCUAUUUGGUGGGAUGCAGUAUUGGCACCUUUGAGAGAGGUUGAGGCAAUAGGAACUGCAGGCACGAUCCAUUUAGAGAAAGACAAAAUCGACGCAUCAUUUAGAAAUCAGAGUUUAAAAGACCCUAAGGUCUCAGACAAUUUGAGCACAAAUGAUUUUCCAAACAAUGCCAACUUGCUUGGAAACUCUGGUCUUGAAGUGCCAAAAGACCAUGGCAAGAAGAUUGCUAUAGGAUCUUCUUUGCAGAGUUCUUCAAUUGCUGCAAGGAGCUCCCUUGAGGACAUGGAGUUUGAAACUAGGGCUUUGACUGAGCCACUUCCAACUAAUCAACAGGCCUAUAGAAACCAUCGGCUAUAUGCUAUUGAAAAGUGGCUUACCAAGUAUCAGGUACUUCAUCCAAAGGGUCCCAUCCUUGGAUUUUGUUCUGGUCAUCGAGUUUAUCCUAGAACGUGUGUGCAAACACUCAAAACAAAAGAAAGAUGGCUGAGGGAGGGGUUGCAAGUUAAAGCCAAUGAACUUCCAAUAAAGGAGUUGAGACGUUCUCGGAAGCUUCACAAAGCAAAAGUUUGUGAAGAUGAUGACUAUAAUUUGGAUGAUUCUGAAGGAACUACUAAACUAUAUGGAAAGUGGCAACUGGAACCUCUGUGUCUGCCUCAUGCUGUUAAUGGAAUAGUGCCAAAGAAUGAGCGUGGUCAAGUGGAAGUGUGGUCUGAGAAGUGCCUUCCACCCGGCACUGUCCAUUUGAAGUUACCAAGGGUGUUUUAUGUUGCCAAGAGGCUUGAAAUAGAUUAUGCGCCUGCCAUGGUUGGUUUUGAAUUCAAAAAUGGUCAAUCACAUCCAGUCUUUGAUGGUAUUGUGGUCUGUUCUGAGUUCAAGGAUGCAAUAUUAGAGGCAUAUGCAGAGGAACAAGAAAAAAGGGAUGCUGAUGAGAAGAAAAGGAAUGAAAUACAGGCUCUUUCUCGGUGGUAUCAGCUUCUUUCCUCAUUGGUAACUCGGCAAAGGUUGGAUAACCGUUACGGUAACAACUUGUCAUCGCUUGCAUCCACCGAUAUCCAAACUGUGCAAGGUAUAUCAAAUUUACAGGUCGGCAAUUGUCAGGAUGAUGAACAAUCUCUUAGAUGUCAGCAAGAAGAAACACAUGAAAAAAAGCCGGAUCCUCCAUCAGCUGCCAUUCCGGAAAACCAUGAGCAUGUAUUCUCAAUUGAGGACCGCAGUUGUGAUGAGAGUUUGGUCAUGACAAAAAGAUGCCAUUGUGGAUUUUCAGUUCAAGUGGAAGAAUUGUAGCAUCAGAGUUUACACCUAUUCUGCAACAACUUGGAAUCAUGAUGGCUAUCUCAAAUCAAGAAUAUGACCUUGUUUUUCUUUUUUCUUUGUUAAUAUUGUACUCUGUAGUAGUUUUCAUAGGACGUAGCACAGAAAAAAAGAACCUCGACGUGUUUUUGAAAUGCUGAUAGAUGUAAAUAGUUUCUUCCUGGGAAAUAGAAAAUUUUAUUAGGUUUUUGAACCA
Molecule: messenger RNA, 3333 nt
Organism: Ziziphus jujuba (common jujube)
Lineage: Eukaryota; Viridiplantae; Streptophyta; Magnoliopsida; Rosales; Rhamnaceae
Product: DNA repair protein RAD4
Exons: 14
Coding region: 138-3110 (990 amino acids)
Biological process (GO): mismatch repair; nucleotide-excision repair
Cellular component (GO): nucleus; nucleotide-excision repair factor 2 complex; XPC complex
Molecular function (GO): single-stranded DNA binding; damaged DNA binding
Source: RefSeq, a predicted model, not a curated record